UUCUAUAUCUCUUUCUCUCUCACACACACGCACGCACUAAACGAAGGUCGGUAUAUGCAUGUCUGCAAUCUGCAAGAAGAGGUUUUUCUGGACGAGUUAUUAGGGUUUUCGUAUGAACAUUACAAUUUAAAGAAAGAAAACGGAAGAAGAAGAAGAAGAAGAAGACACUGUUGUAUUGAAAAAGGUCGAAAAUUAAGAGGGGUUUCUUCCAUUUUGGGGUUUCUUUCUUUCUUUCUUUGUUUAAGGCUGACACUUCUUUCAGAUGCAUUCAGCUUUGAUUAUAUAUCUUCCACUGUGAUGACUUACGUCGUUAGUGAAUGGCGAGGCCUGUCUUUUCUCUUCUUCAUUUCCUCGCACUAGUCACCUUCAUCUCCAGCCCUAAUUUCCUUUCUCUUCUUCCGGUUUUGGCUUCAAUCGAUGACCGACUCUCUACUACCGACUCUUAUUGGACUCUCUUUCACCAGGACUACUCUCCUCCAUCCCCUCCACCGCCGCCGCCUCACCCGCCGUCGCUCUCAUGCGAGGACGAUCUAGGCGGGGUAGGCUCCGUUGACUCCACGUGUCAGAUAGUAUCUGAUCUAGUCCUAACACACGAUGUUUAUAUUGAAGGGAAGGGCAAUUUUUACAUCCUCCCUAACGUAAGUGUUUAUUGUUCGGUAUCUGCUUGUCAAUUUACGGUUAACGUUUCUGGUAAUUUUGUUCUGGGUGAGAAUGCUUCAAUUGUGACCUCCACCUUCGAUCUUGGGGCGUACAAUGCAUCUUUUUUAAAUGGGUCUUUAGUCAAUACUACUGCUUUAGCCGGUUCUCCUCCGACUGGAAGUAGUGGCACACCGCAAGGAGUUGAUGGGGCAGGUGGAGGACAUGGUGGAAGAGGGGCAUGUUGUUUGACCGAUGAAGGGAAACUACCUGAGGAUGUUUGGGGAGGGGAUACCUAUUCCUGGUCAACACUUCAGAAGCCAUGGAGCUAUGGUAGUAAGGGUGGCACAACUAGCAAGGAGUUGGACUAUGGUGGAGGCGGUGGGGGAAGAAUCAUGUUGCUGCUACAGAAUAUUAUUCAGGUCAACGGUAGCCUUCUGGCUGAUGGUGGUGAUGGGGGUCAUCGAGGCGGAGGUGGCUCUGGUGGCAGCAUCUACAUCAAGGCUUAUAAGAUGACGGGCAGUGGAAGAAUUAGUGCUUGUGGAGGCAAUGGUUUUUCUGGGGGAGGCGGUGGAAGAGUUGCUGUUGAUAUAUUCAGUAGGCAUGAUGAUCCAGAAAUCUUUGCCCAUGGAGGGAGUAGCUUGGGCUGCCCAGAAAAUGCAGGUGCUGCUGGCACAUUUUAUGAUGCUAUUUCACGCAGUCUUACUGUUAGCAAUCAUAACAUGUCCACAGAUGCAGACACCCUUCUAAUGGAUUUCCCUAAUCAGCCUCUUAUGACUAAUGUCUAUAUUCAAAAUCAUGCUAAGGCUGCAGUUCCCCUAUUAUGGAGUCGUGUGCAGGUCCAAGGGCAAAUUAGUAUCUUGACGGGUGGAACACUGAGCUUUGGCUUGGCACAUUAUGCUUUAUCAGAGUUUGAAGUGCUUGCAGAAGAACUUCUAAUGAGCGAAUCUGUAAUUAAGGUUUAUGGGGCUCUGCGUAUGUCUGUAAAGAUGUUUCUUAUGUGGAAUUCAACAAUGCUUAUAGAUGGUGGUGGAGAUGCAGAUGUUGCAACAUCUUUGCUUGAAGCUAGCAAUCUUAUUGUUCUGAAGGAAUCUUCUCUUAUACAUUCCAAUGCAAAUUUGGGAGUUCACGGACAAGGUUUUUUGAACUUAUCUGGACCAGGAGACUUUAUUGAAGCACAACGCCUAGUGUUAUCUCUGUUCUAUAGUAUUCAUGUUGGACCUGGAUCAGUACUCCGUGGCCCUCUACAAAAUGCGUCUACUGAUGCAGUGACACCUAAACUCAAUUGUGAACAUCCGAAUUGUCCCUUUGAGCUACUUCAUCCACCUGAAGAUUGUAAUGUUAACUCUUCAUUGUCCUUUACGCUUCAGGUCUGCCGGGUUGAGGAUAUUAUUGUUGAAGGCCUUAUAGAAGGAUCGGUUGUUCAUUUCCAUAGGGCUAGAACCAUUGCUGUCCAGCCUUUUGGAGUUAUAAGCUCAUCAGGGAUGGGUUGCACAGGUGGUGUUGGUAGAGGUACAUUUCUGAACUAUAUUCCUGGUAGUGGUGGUGGGCAUGGGGGUAAAGGUGGACUUGGUUGUUACAAUAACAGCUGCGUUGAGGGGGGAAUUUCAUAUGGAAACCAGGAGUUGCCUUGUGAGCUUGGUAGUGGAAGUGGUAAUGAUAGCUUUAUUGGAUCAACUACUGGGGGUGGUGUUAUCGUGAUGGGUUCGAAGGAGCAUCCUUUGUCAAGUUUAACAGUUGAAGGUUCAGUUACAGCUGAUGGAGAGUCAUAUAGGGAGGACAAAAUGAAUGAAAAUAUGUAUGUAAUGAAUGACUGGAAGGGUGGUGCUGGUGGUGGAUCUGGAGGAUCCAUUCUUUUGUUUUUGCAGACUCUAUCUGUUGCUGAAUCCGGGAUGCUUUCCAGUAUUGGAGGCCAUGGCAGUACCUAUGGUGGUGGUGGAGGAGGUGGUGGAAGGAUACACUUCCAUUGGUCAGACAUACCCAGUGGAGAUGUAUACCAGUCAAUAGCCAGUGUAAACGGAUCAAUCAAUUCCAGGGGAGGACUAGGUGCAGAUGAAGGUGGAGCUGGAGAAAGUGGAACUGUGACUGGUAAAUCUUGUCCUAAAGGACUAUAUGGGAUUUUCUGUGAGGAGUGCCCUGCUGGAACCUAUAAGAAUGUAACUGGAUCGGACACAUCACUUUGUCUUCAAUGUCCUGCUUAUGAACUUCCUAUUCGUGCCAUUUACAUUUCAGUCCGAGGUGGUGUUGCUGAAACUCCCUGUCCUUAUAAAUGUGUCUCAGACCGAUAUCACUUGCCACUCUGUUACACAGCACUUGAAGAGUUAAUAUACACGUUUGGUGGCCCUUGGUUGUUUGGAUUUCUUCUUCUGGCACUCCUUAUCCUUUUAGCUCUGGUGCUUAGUGUUGCUCGAAUGAAAUUCAUUAGCGUUGAUGAAAUAUCAGGCCCAGCUCCUACACAGCAUGGUUCUCAAAUAGAUCAUUCUUUUCCUUUUCUGGAGUCACUAAAUGAGGUUUUAGAAACAAACCGAGUUGAAGAGUCAAGGAGUCAUGUGCAUAGGAUGUACUUUUUGGGACCUAACACUUUUAGUGAGCCUUGGCAUUUUCCUCAUAACCCUCCAGAGCAAGUGAAGGAGAUAGUAUACGAAGGAGAGUUCAAUAGGUUUGUGGACGAAAUGAAUGCUAUAGCUUCUUACCAGUGGUGGGAGGGGUCAGUGUACAGCAUCCUCUGUAUGUCAGCUUAUCCUCUUGCUUGGUCAUGGCUACAGUGGCGGAGGAAAAUUAAGCUACAGAGGCUCCGUGAAUUCGUGAGAUCAGAGUAUGAUCAUGCCUGCUUGCGAUCUUGUCGGUCUCGUGCGCUUUAUGAGGGCUUGAAGGUGGCUGCAACAUCAGACCUGAUGCUAGCUUAUGUUGAUUUCUUCCUUGGCGGAGAUGAGAAGAGAAGUGAUCUUCCUCCUCAACUUCGUCAACGAUUUCCCAUGUCCUUGCCUUUUGGAGGCAAUGGAAGUUACAUGUCUCCUUUCUCACUUCACAAUGAUAAUAUCAUUACUAGUCUCAUGAGUCAGUGUGUGCCACCCACAACAUGGUAUCGCUUUGUGGCGGGUCUGAAUGCACAACUGAGACUAGUAAGACGGGGACAUCUUAGGGUCAUGCUUCAGACUGUCAUAAAUUGGCUUGAUACUCACGCCAACCCAGCUCUUAGGGACCAUGGUGUGCUUGUUGAUCUUGCAUGGUUUCAGGCCACAUCUAGUGGUUAUUGUCAAUAUGGGCUUCUGGUGUAUGCUAUUGAAGGAGGAGAGGGGGGUGAGUUAAUGACACCUUCUGCAAGCUUGGAUGGUGCUUCCACUAUUGAGCAGGAACAACGCUCUAGCAGUUUUUCCAAAGAUUCUAUGGACCAUCUAAGAGAUGAUUUCUUGGGUUUAAAUCAGAGAAGCAGUGAAAGUCUUCUUGGGCGGAGUAAGAAAUAUGUGGGAAUUUUGGACAUUGAAAAUUUAAAAAUGGUCAAGGAGAAGAUGAAUGUGUACUAUCCUCUAUCAUACAUACUUCACAAUACUAGACCUGUUGGUCACCAGGAUCUUGUUGGACUGAUAAUCUCAAUUCUUCUUUUGGGAGAUUUUAGCCUAGUUUUGCUUACUUUACUUCAGUUAUACUCAAUCUCACUUGCAGAUGUAUUUGUUGUUCUGUUUGUUUUACCACUUGGGAUUUUGCUUCCAUUUCCUGCCGGAAUCAAUGCACUGUUCAGUCACGGACCUAGACGUUCUUCUGCUCUCGCACGCGUUUAUGCUUUGUGGAACGUUACAUCCUUGGUUAAUGUGGUUGUUGCCUUUAUAUGUGGCUACGCCCAUUAUACUGCCCAGUCUAGUAAACGCAGUCCAAGCUCUCAACCUUGGAGUUUUAGCAUGGAUGAAAGUGAAUGGUGGAUGUUUCCAGUUGGACUAGUGCUGUGUAAAUUAGUCCAAUCACGGCUGGUGAAUUGGCACAUUGGGAAUUUGGAAAUUCAAGAUCGAUCGUUGUACAGUAACGACUACGAGAUGUUUUGGCAAUCAUGACAAACUGAAAGAAAGAAAGAUACAUGUUGUUCUUUUUGCUAUGUUUUUUUUUUCCCUUUUGUAAGUCCCCAUCCCACUUAGGCAUAGAAAAAAGAAAAGAAAAGAAAAGAAAAGAAAAUGGAAGGUGAGAGAUAUAUAGAAAACAAUGAGGAGUUGAUUGAAAUGUAACCCCCCUCCCCUCCCUCUCUGAAUCACGUGCAGCUGGUUUUUGUGUUGCAAUGUGAAUAUCAUCAU
This is a messenger RNA of Impatiens glandulifera, 4916 nucleotides long. RefSeq lists its product as uncharacterized. NCBI's taxonomy places the organism in Eukaryota, Viridiplantae, Streptophyta, Magnoliopsida, Ericales, Balsaminaceae. The record is from RefSeq and is a predicted model, not a curated record. The transcript has 22 exons. Bases 318 to 4682 code for a protein of 1454 amino acids.